Ictidomys tridecemlineatus (thirteen-lined ground squirrel) is the source of this 5843-nucleotide messenger RNA. RefSeq names its product CASK interacting protein 1 (gene Caskin1). NCBI's taxonomy places the organism in Eukaryota, Metazoa, Chordata, Mammalia, Rodentia, Sciuridae. The record is from RefSeq and is a predicted model, not a curated record. Gene Ontology annotation, molecular function: protein binding. Gene Ontology annotation, cellular component: cytoplasm.
GCUGGUGAAGCCAGGAUGAGAGAGGUCCCAGGAGGAGACUUAGCCCCAAAGGGAAGCUGUUGUCCCUUCAGGGCUUUAGAAGAACUCCUAGGAUCCACCAAGAAGAUCAAUGUCAACUUCCAGGAUCCAGAUGGCUUCUCAGCCCUGCACCAUGCAGCCCUGAAUGGCAACACAGAACUAAUCACCCUGCUGCUGGAGGCUCAGGCUGCUGUGGACAUCAAGGACAACAAAGGCAUGCGGCCUUUGCACUAUGCAGCCUGGCAAGGCCGGAAGGAGCCCAUGAAACUGGUGCUGAAGGCGGGCUCGGCGGUGAACAUCCCAUCUGAUGAGGGCCACAUCCCCCUGCACCUGGCGGCCCAGCACGGUCAUUAUGAUGUGUCAGAGAUGCUGCUACAGCACCAAUCCAACCCAUGCAUGGUGGACAACUCUGGGAAGACGCCCCUGGACCUGGCCUGUGAGUUCGGCCGUGUUGGGGUGGUCCAGCUGCUCCUGAGCAGCAACAUGUGUGCGGCCUUGCUGGAGCCCCGCCCAGGAGACACCACUGACCCCAACGGCACCAGCCCCCUGCACCUGGCAGCCAAGAAUGGUCACAUUGACAUCAUCAGACUCCUCCUCCAAGCCGGCAUUGACAUUAACCGCCAGACCAAGUCUGGCACGGCCCUGCACGAGGCUGCACUCUGUGGGAAGACGGAAGUUGUUCGACUGCUAUUGGAUAGCGGGAUCAAUGCCCAGGUGAGGAACACCUAUAGCCAGACGGCACUGGACAUUGUGCAUCAGUUCACCACAUCCCAGGCCAGCAAGGAGAUCAAGCAGCUGCUGCGAGAGGCCUCGGCAGCCCUGCAGGUCCGGGCGACCAAGGAUUAUUGCAACAAUUAUGAUCUGACCAGCCUCAACGUGAAGGCCGGGGACAUCAUCACAGUCCUGGAGCAGCAUCCAGAUGGCCGGUGGAAGGGCUGUAUUCAUGACAACAGAACAGGCAAUGACCGAGUGGGCUACUUCCCUUCCUCUUUGGGUGAGGCUAUCAUCAAGCGAGCAGGUUCCCGAGCAGGCAGUGAGCCAAGCCCACCCCAGGGAGGUGGCUCGUCAGGGCCCUCUGCACCCCCAGAGGAGAUCUGGGUGCUAAGGAAGCCUUCUGCAGGUGUGCUGGGUCCUUUGGAGGGCUGGGGUGGUGGCACUUCUGCUGGGCACCUUAUGCUCCCUGUGAUGGCAGGUGGUGACCGCAGUGGCAACUUGAGCAGUGUGGCUGGUAGCCGAAGCAGUGGAGCUCAUGCCCUGCAUGCAGGCUCUGAAGGGGUCAAGCUCCUGGCAACGGUGCUUUCCCAGAAGCCUGUCUCUGAGACCAGCCCAGGGGACAGUCCCAUCAAGCCUCCAGAGGGCUCUACAGGUACUGCCCGGUCCCAACCUCCAGCAGCCCACACUGGGCAAGUCUACGGAGAGCAGCUGCCCAAGAAGCUGGAGCCUUCCUCAGAGGGCAAGAGUGCCGAGGCAGUCAGCCAGUGGCUCGCCACAUUUCAGCUCCAGCUCUACGCCCCCAACUUCACCAGCGCUGGCUACGACCUGCCCACCAUCAGCCGCAUGACUCCUGAGGACCUCACGGCCAUUGGUGUCACUAAGCCAGGCCACCGGAAGAAGAUCACAGCAGAGAUCAGCGGCCUGAGCAUCCCUGACUGGCUGCCUGAACACAAACCUGCUAACCUGGCUGUGUGGCUGUCCAUGAUUGGCCUGGCCCAGUACUACAAGGUGCUGGUGGACAACGGCUAUGAGAACAUUGACUUCAUCACUGACAUCACCUGGGAGGACCUGCAGGAGAUUGGCAUCACCAAGCUCGGACACCAGAAGAAGUUGAUGCUGGCAGUGAGGAAGCUGGCAGAGCUGCAGAAAGCAGAAUACGCCAAGUAUGAGGGAGGGCCCUUGCGCCGGAAGGCACCCCAGUCGCUUGAAACGAUGGCCAUUGAGUCACCGCCCCCACCUGAGCCUGCCCCAGCUGACUGCCAGUCUCCUAAGAUGACCACUUUUCAAGACAGUGAGCUCAGUGGUGAGCUGCAGGCAGCCAUGACUGGCCCAACAGAGGUGGGUGCCGCUGCUGCUGAGAAGCCCUCCAACCACCUGCCGCCCACCCCAAGAGCUACCAUGCAGCAGGAGCCCAGCUUGGGUGGACGGGCUCGGCACAUGAGCAGCUCUCAGGAGCUGCUGGGCGACGGGCCCCCUGGACCUGGCAGUCCCAUGUCACGAAGCCAGGAGUACCUACUGGAUGAGGGACUAGCUCCUGGAACCCCACCCAAGGAGGCCCGGCCUGGCCGCCAUGGCCACAGCAUCAAGAGGGCAAGUGUGCCUCCAGUUCCCGGCAAGCCAAGGCAGGUCCUUCCACCAGGUGCCAGCCACUUCACGCCUCCUCAAACUCCCACCAAAGCCCAGCCAGGCUCUCCCCAGGCCCUCGGGGGACCUCAUGGUCCAGCCCCAGCCACUGCUAAGGUGAAGCCCACCCCACAGUUGCUGCCUCCAACGGAGCGACCCAUGUCACCCCGCUCCCUGCCUCAGUCACCCACCCACCGUGGCUUUGCUUAUGUGCUACCCCAGCCUGUGGAAGGGGAGGUAGGGCCAGCUGCUCCAGGGCCUGCACCCCCGCCUGUGCCAGCGGCUGUGCCCACGCUGUGCCUACCCCCAGAGGCUGAUUUGGAGCCAGGUCGGCCCAAGAAGCGUGCCCACAGCCUGAAUCGUUACGCAGCAUCUGACAGUGAGCCUGAGCGAGAUGAGCUGCUAGUGCCCACUGCUGCUGGACCCUAUGCCACAGUCCAGCGGCGAGUAGGCCGUAGUCACUCAGUGAGGGCACCUGCUGGCACUGACAAGAAUGUCAACCGCAGCCAGUCAUUUGCUGUGCGGCCCCGCAAGAAGGGACCCCCACCACCUCCACCCAAGCGCUCCAGCUCAGCCAUGGCCAGUGCCAACCUGGCUGAUGAGCCAGCUCCAGAUGUUGAGAUAGAAGAUGGCCGGCUGGGAGUCCGGGCACAGCGCCGGCGGGCCAGCGAUCUGGCUGGCAGUGUGGACACGGGCAGUGCCGGCAGCGUGAAGAGUAUUGCGGCCAUGCUUGAGCUGUCUUCCAUUGGGGGUGGGGGACGGGCUGCCAGAAGGCCACCUGAGGGCCACCCCACAGCUCGGCCUGCCAGUCCAGAGCCAGGCCGGGUGGCCACAGUGUUGGCCUCAGUGAAGCACAAAGAGGCCAUUGGACCUGAUGGUGAGGUGGUAAACAGACGCCGCACACUCAGUGGGCCUGUCACUGGACUUUUGGCCACAGCCCGCAGAGGGCCAGGGGAGCCAGAAGAUCAAGGCCACUUUGUGGAAGAUGGUGCAGCCCGGCAGCGGCCUCGAGGUCCAGCCAAGGGUGAAGCGAAUGUGGAGGGCCCACCACUGGCCAGGGUGGAGGCCAGUGCCACGCUCAAGAGGCGCAUCCGGGCCAAGCAGAGUCAGCAGGAGAAUGUCAAGUUCAUCCUAACAGAGUCUGACACAGUCAAGCGCAGGCCCAAGGCCAAGGAAAGGGAAGCUGGGCCUGAGCCACCCCCACCACUGUCCGUGUACCAGAAUGGCUCGGCCACCAUGCGCCGAAGACCAGCUUCAGAGCAGGCUGGAGCCCCAGAGCUGCCCCCACCACCCCCACCUGCUGAACCCCCACCCACUGACUUGAUGCACCUGCCCCCACUUCCCUUGCCCGAUAGUGAUGCCCGGAAGCCGGCAAAGCCACCUGUCUCUCCUAAACCUGUCUUGGCUCAGCCUGUGCCCAAGAUCCAGGGCUCACCCACACCUGCCUCCAAGAAGGUGCCACUGCCAGGCCCUGGCAGCCCAGAGGUGAAGCGAGCCCACGGCACGCCGCCCCCCGUCUCCCCCAAGCCGCCGCCGCCGCCCACGGCGCCUAAACCCUCCAAGACCGUGGCGGGGCUACAGUCGGGCAGCGCCAGUCCAUCGCCUGCGCCCUCGCCGGCGCGCCAGCCGCCAGCCGCCCUCGCAAAGCCGGCCAGCACGCCACCCUCACUGAGCGCCAGCCCCGCCAAGCCUCCAUCCCCGGGUGCGCCCGCGCUGCACGUGCCCACCAAGCCCCCGCGGGCUGCGGCCGCCGCUGCCGCCGGGGCCCCCAUUGCCCCCGACGGCGCCUCGCCCGGGGACAGCGCGCGGCAAAAGCUGGAGGAGACGAGCGCGUGCCUGGCCGCCGCGUUGCAGGCGGUGGAGGAGAAGAUACGGCAGGAAGACGGGCAGGGCCCGCGCCCGUCCGCGGUGGCAGAGAAGAGCACCGGCAGCAUCCUGGACGACAUCGGCAGCAUGUUCGACGACCUGGCCGACCAGCUGGACGCCAUGCUGGAGUGAGGCGGCCGCCCAUGUCGGGCCCGAGGCGCCCUGGCUCCGGCCUGCACACUGACCUUUACCUCAGGACGGGCAGCUCCGGGCGCGGGCGGACCCGACUCGGGGCGGGCCGUGCUGCCAGCCCCCGCACAAGCACAACUCCCGCCCCUGGCCUGGGCCUAGCCUGCCUAGAGGACCACCGGGCCAGGGGGCCCCAAGGGCUCUGGGCAGACGCACCGCCCCGCGAUGCCCGUCCCUUAUCUGCUGCUCCCUGUGCAAUAACUGCUGGGCCCUGCCGCCCGUGCCAGCCCAGGCUGGUCCCCGUGGGUGCGGGUGAAGAGCAGCCUCUCCCUUGCUCAAGAGGAAAAGGGAGAGGACAGCCGCUGUGGACCCCUCCCCAAUCUAUGGCACAGCACAGGCCCUUGCCCAGCACAGAACUGCCCUUUGGGGGACCUCUGCCAGCCUCUCGGGGCAGCACAAGGGGCAGGGGGCCAAGGUUGGGCCCCAGCAUAUAAGCUAUCAAGAGUAUUAAUUUAUUGGGAAUGAGCUGAAGCAGAUUUCCCCAGAGAAACAAAAAGGUAUAACUUUAACAAAUAUAUAUUUAAAAAAAGAAAAAAAAUAUUAUUGAUUCUAUAGAAAACCAUUUACCAACUGGAAGGACACUGGAAUCCAGUUCAAGACAAAAGCUGUCAGGGACCCAGGCCACCCUGUGUCCUUCCCUUCCUUUGCCUGGGAGUGGCCACGGCCCUGACUACUAGCACACACAGGAGGCUAAGUCCAGGGAGGUUGGGGUUUGGCCCAGGUCUCUUCUGCCCUUCUCCAUUGUGACUUCUCUGCGUCUGAAGAACUUGAAGGAUGUGCCUUGCUCGCUGAUAGUCUGUGUCCUCCAUGCCACUGAGACCGUGGAGAGGGCUCCCUCUUGGCUGAGGCCACGUCCUGGGGAUGCUGCUGUGUGGGUGUGCUGUGUGUGCAGCAUGGUGAAUGGGGCAUGUCAGCUGUGCAUCAGCAGUGUGGGUGCAGGAGUGUGACAGGCUGUGGGCAGAGGUGCAUGAGGGUGCACCACACCCUCCCUCCCCAGGGCCCUGCACUGGCACCAGUCCACCGCACUGGAGUUCCCACAGAUGCUCUGCUCAUGGUCCAAGGCUGUGUUGUUUGGUCAUUCUCACCCUCUUUUUUCCUCUCCUUUCCUCCCCCCCAAAAAGUACUGACUGGUCUCCUCUAUUGUGUUUGCUGAUCCACAAGUGUUGGACACAACUUUGCCAUUUCUUUAAAACAAACAAAAAGAAUUAAACCUGAAAACCAGCGACUGUGGUGCCGGCUGGUGGAGGGGGCCUGCUAAGGGGUGUCCAGGCAUCAGGCCCCUUCCAACUUUCACACCUGAAGCUUCCCCCUAAGUGGAUGUGCUCCCCCCUGGCUUCUCCUUGGUGGGCAACCCAGACUGGGGCUCCAGCAAGUGGGGAGGGAUGAUUGGGCAGAGAGCUGCUGUCAGCUGUCAAUAAACAGCAGAAAACAGA